CAAUUUCUGCCCUUGGUCACAUGACUGGCGCUCUCUGGAAUGGAUGGAGAUGGAUCUCCACGUCAGCUCACGUCUCAAAAUUUCUACUCGGCGGAUCUGCUUCAAAGCCACUGAAGCUGAAGCAGUCCUGUACUACGAUGCGAGGCAGUACUAUGGUUGUGGCGUGCCCAACCAAAUGUCAUGAUGGAUUUUGAUGAGCGAGUACCCGUUGGGUCUAACAUGUAUUUGCCCGGCUGUACUUAUUACGUGUCUGGAACGGAAUUUUCCAGCCUUCCUCCUUUUCUGCCCCAGACCCCGUCUUCGUGCCCCAUGACAUACUCAUACUCCACGUCCAGUUUGCCACAAGUUCAGAGCGUUAGAGAGGUAUCUUUCAGGGACUAUGCCAUUGACACGUCCACUAAGUGGCACUCCAGGGGCAAUCUGCCACACUGCUACGCGACCGAAGACAUGGUGCACAGGGACUGCCUGGCCAAUCCUGGAACUCUGGGGGACAUGUUAUCGAAAAACAACUCGGUUCUUUACCACUCCAACACGAGCCACACGGCCAACAUGUAUGGCAGCGUAGGGAGGAACGGAGUACUUCCCCAAGCAUUUGACCAGUUUUUCGAGACCUCCUACGGGAACGUAGAAAAUCAGCCGAGCGAGCACCCGGUGGACAGAGCAGCCAGCAAGGCGCCUCCACCCGCGGAAAGAGGCAGCGAUAGCUGUCGGGGAGCAGAUGAGACGGAGCGCUGUGAAGAGACGAGCAGCCCAGAGCCAUCUUCCGGUAACAACGAAGAGAAAUUCAGCGGCAGCAGUAAUGGACAGAAAACACGGAAAAAGAGGUGUCCUUACACAAAAUAUCAGAUCAGAGAGCUGGAGAGAGAAUUUUUCUUCAGUGUUUACAUCAACAAAGAAAAAAGGCUACAGCUUUCCAGAAUGCUCAACCUCACCGACCGCCAAGUCAAAAUAUGGUUUCAAAACAGAAGAAUGAAAGAAAAAAAAAUAAACAGAGACCGUUUGCAGUAUUACACCACGAACCCUUUGCUUUAGAUUGCCCAUUGCUGAGAAAUCAUUUAGGCGAGAUGGUUCAUUUCAAGUUGGAUGCACA
Messenger RNA from Sinocyclocheilus anshuiensis, 1090 nucleotides. It is a transcript of the gene hoxa11b, whose product is annotated as homeobox A11b. The transcript has 2 exons. The record is from RefSeq and is a predicted model, not a curated record. Bases 181 to 1032 code for a protein of 283 amino acids. Gene Ontology annotation, cellular component: nucleus. Gene Ontology annotation, molecular function: RNA polymerase II cis-regulatory region sequence-specific DNA binding; DNA-binding transcription factor activity, RNA polymerase II-specific. Lineage: Eukaryota; Metazoa; Chordata; Actinopteri; Cypriniformes; Cyprinidae. Gene Ontology annotation, biological process: regulation of transcription by RNA polymerase II; anatomical structure development.